AUGUUAACUACUAUAUCUUAUGGUUUUAUUUUUGAUGAGGCAGAUGUAGCAACAAACGGUGGUGGAGCUGUGCCAUCAAAGACACCAUCGGUACCGAAGGUGGGCUAUGGUGAAUGGAUGCAAGUGCCCCCGAAAGAAAGGGUUCCAUCCAGGGGGGAUAAGGGGGAAGCUGAUAAGGUUGCUAAAAAUACGGGUAGUUAUCAGAAAUUUAGGACUUAUUUUGAUGUGUUGGCUACUGCUAAUAAUGAAGAAACUUUGAAUCUUGAUAUGGGAGCGCAAUCAGGGGGUAGAAAAGAGGCAGUCCGUGGGCCAGCUAGAUUAGAUGUUUCAACAACAGGGAGAAAGGAAUUGCGGCAAGUGAGCCUAGGGGGUGGAAACUCUUGGCUAGUAAAGUCUGGACCUAAUAGCAAGGGUAGGGGAGUGAGUACUAAAGCUGGGCAUGGCCUGGUGGAUGAGGAAUGGUGUGAAGUAAGGGAUGCACGGAAGGGUAAAGGAGAAGAGAAUAUAUCACCUAAUUCUGGUGCAGAGGUAGUUCAGAAUAGCGAGGGAAUGGUGUUUGACUUUGGUCAAAUGACUCCUAUGGGGAGAGAAACUAGGUCUGACCCAUUGAAAUACCAGAAUGUCAUUCUAGUGAAAACUGGACUUGAUCCAAUAUGA
Molecule: messenger RNA, 657 nt
Organism: Oldenlandia corymbosa var. corymbosa
Lineage: Eukaryota; Viridiplantae; Streptophyta; Magnoliopsida; Gentianales; Rubiaceae
Source: the annotation of a GenBank genome assembly